Carica papaya (papaya) is the source of this 3585-nucleotide messenger RNA. Its product is annotated as C2 calcium/lipid-binding plant phosphoribosyltransferase family protein. Lineage: Eukaryota; Viridiplantae; Streptophyta; Magnoliopsida; Brassicales; Caricaceae. The record is from RefSeq and is a predicted model, not a curated record.
AAAAUUAGUAAAAAAUGUCUUGUCUUUAUGUCAAUUUCACAAAAUACAUAAGCCAACAAAAUUGCCUACCAGAAUCUCCCUACAUAAAAAAAAAGGUGUAUAUGCGUUGAGGGGCCACCUCCACCCAACUGACCCUCUCUCUCCCCCUGCUUUUCUUCUUUCUUCUUCUUCUCUCUUUCUGUUCUCUAACAUGUUCCUGUCUUCAUCCCCCAACCUCCAUCUUCUCUUCCUCUUACCUCAGUUCUUGUCUUCUUUUUCUUCACUACUACUCCUCUUCUCUUCACUUCACUUAUCAUUACUACAAAAAAAAGAAUUUAAUUUCAAGAAACUCCUGAGAUUUUUUUACUGUCCGCGCCAUGAGCAAACUGGUUGUUGAAGUUCUUGAUGCCGGUGAUCUUAUGCCAAAAUAUGGUAAUGGGUCGGCGAGUCCAUUUGCAGAGGUGGAUUUUGAUGGUCAGCGGCAGAGGACUUGUACAAAGCCCAAGGAUCUUAAUCCUCAGUGGAACGAACAGCUGGUUUUCAAUGUUGCCAAUCCAAGAGAUCUUCAGAACAAGACGAUUGAUGUGGUGGUAUAUGAUGAUCGACAAGGUGGUCACCACCCCAAGUUUCUGGGUCGAGUCAGGAUUUAUGGAGUUUCAGUUCCCUUGUCGGAGUCUGAAGCCAGUGUCCAACGCUACCCAUUAGAUAAACGUGGCAUCUUUUCUCAUAUCAAAGGGGACAUUGCGCUGAAGAUAUAUGCUUUUCAAAAUGGGUCUGGCUUCGUGCCGCCGGCGCCGGCGAGUAACUUCAGAGCUGAAGAGACCCCAUUUCAGGAAAUGAAUAGGAACGAUGUGAGAGAAGAUUUCAGGGUUGAUGAAAAAAAGAAGAACAAGGUGAAGGAGAAAGAGGUGAGGACUUUUCACUCUAUAGGUCAUGCUGCUCCACCCCCUGUCUUCCAGUCUAGCCAAUGGCGGGAAAUGGCGCCGGCGGUGGAGACCAGAAUGGACUUCGCCCGUGCCGGACCACCGCAAGCAGCGGCUGUAAUGCACAUGCAGAUGCCAAACGAGUUCGGGUUGGUGGAAACCAGUCCUCCUUUGGCGGCACGGUUGCGGUACAGGGGAGGUGACAAGACUACCAGCACUUACGAUUUGGUGGAGCAGAUGCAGUACCUGUACGUUAGCGUGGUGAAGGCCAGAGAUUUUCCGGUAAUGGAUCUCUCUGGCAGCCUUGACCCGUACGUGGAAGUGAAGCUUGGAAACUACAAAGGAGUGACCAAGCAUCUGGAGAAGAACCGAAACCCAGUUUGGAAACAGAUUUUUGCGUUCUCAAAGGAGAGAUUACAGGCCAAUUUGCUUGAAGUUACAGUGAAGGACAAGGAUAUUGGUAAAGAUGAUUUUGUAGGCAGAGUAGAAAUCGAUUUAGCGGAGGUACCAGUCAGAGUUCCGCCGGAUAGUCCACUGGCUCCUCAGUGGUAUAAACUGGAGGACAAGAAGAGGGAGAAGACGAAAGGUGAAAUUAUGCUUGCAGUGUGGAUUGGAACCCAAGCUGAUGAGUCAUUUCCAGAAGCUUGGCAUUCUGAUGCUCACAACGUCAGUCAUUCUAAUCUCGCCAACACAAGAUCCAAAGUUUACUUUUCUCCCAAGCUGUAUUAUCUUCGGAUUCAUGUCCUGCAAGCUCAGGACCUUGUACCGUCAGACAAGGGCCGAGCACCAGAAACUUUUGUCACCGUCAACCUCGGCCACCAGACAAAACCCACCGGCGUGCAAACGAGAACCAUAAAUCCGAUUUGGAACGAGGAGCUCAUGUUUGUGGCCGCCGAGCCUUUUGAGGACAUGGUCAUUGUGACCGUCCAUGACAGAAUUGGACCUGGAAAGGAUGAGAUUUUAGGUAGAGUGAUUAUACCGUCUAUCAGAGACUUCGCUGUUACACGGCUUGAUAAACCCAAGCUUCCAGAUCCCCGCUGGUACAAUCUUUUCAAGCCUUCGUUGGCUGCGGAAGAGGAGACAGAGAAGAAGAAGGAGAAAUUCUCUAGCAAGAUCCUGCUUCGUCUCUGUUUAGACGCAGGGUACCAUGUGCUUGAUGAGUCAACUCACUUCAGCAGUGAUCUGCAGCCAUCGUCAAAGCAUCUGAGGAAGGAAAGCAUUGGAAUUCUUGAACUUGGGAUAUUGAGUGCGAGAAAUUUGCUGCCUUUAAAGAGCAAAGAAGGGCGGACAACUGAUGCAUACUGUGUAGCUAAGUAUGGGAACAAAUGGGUUCGCACCAGGACUCUGCUUGACACCCUAGCUCCUCGAUGGAACGAGCAAUAUACUUGGGAAGUCCAUGAUCCAUGCACUGUAAUCACAGUCGGAGUAUUCGACAAUGCCCACACCAAUGGCCACAAGGAAGACGCUAGAGAUCAGAGAAUCGGUAAGGUAAGAAUUCGGCUAUCGACCUUGGAGACAGAUAGAGUCUACACCCAUUACUACCCAUUGCUGGUUUUGACACCCUUUGGUUUGAAGAAAUAUGGGGAGCUUCAGUUAGCUUUGAGGUUCACUUGUACUGCUUGGGUUAACAUGGUGACUCAAUAUGGCAAGCCAUUGCUCCCAAAAAUGCAUUACAUACAGCCUAUACCAGUAAGGCAUAUUGAUAUGUUGAGGUUCCAGGCAAUGCAGAUAGUGGCGGCAAGACUAGUUAGAGCAGAGCCACCACUGAGGCGUGAGGUGGUGGAGUACAUGCUGGAUGUCGAUUACCACAUGUUUAGCCUCAGGAGAAGCAAAGCAAAUUUCCAUCGAAUUAUGUCGUUACUAUCUUCAAUUUCUCACGUUUGCAGAUGGUUCCAUGAUAUCUGCAACUGGAGAAACCCAGUGACUACUUGUCUUGUCCAUGUUUUGUUCUUGAUACUCGUUUGCUACCCAGAACUGAUCUUGCCCACCAUCUUCCUCUACCUGUUUGUGAUUGGGAUAUGGAACUACCAGUUCAGGCCAAGACACCCACCUCACAUGGACGCCCGGCUUUCACAAGCAGACAGGACAAACCCAGAUGAGCUUGAUGAGGAAUUCGACACAUUUCCCACCUCCAAACCUUCAGAUAUUGUCAGAAUGAGGUAUGACCGGCUGCGAGCUGUGGCAGGUCGAGUACAAUCGGUUGUCGGAGACUUGGCUACGCAAGGAGAAAGAGCACAAGCCAUACUUAGCUGGCGUGAUCCAAGAGCUACAGCUAUCUUCAUAAUCUUCUCGUUGAUCUGGGCUAUGUUUAUCUAUGUGACUCCAUUGCAGGUGGUUGCUGUGUUGGUUGGGCUUUACAUGCUACGCCAUCCACGGUUCAGGAACAAAAUGCCUUCCGUACCUGUCAAUUUCUUCAAGAGAUUACCAGCAAAAUCAGAUAUGCUACUGUAAAAAGUCAAGGCACUAUAAUCAGUUACCAUUCAUUUACUCCAUUAUUGUGCAGAAGCCAGUAAAUAAAGUCAUAUCUGCUAUAAUUAUAAUUGCAGAAUACAGGAAAAGCAGCUAUUUGCGUUUGAUUACCUGCUGUCCCACCAGCUAUAAAAGAAUCCGACUUUUUCCAGAGUUCCAUAUUUUAACUUGUUUCUGUAAAAUUCACCUUGGGUAACGACCAUUCUUUUUGGCA